Quercus lobata is the source of this 1016-nucleotide messenger RNA. Its product is annotated as cotton fiber protein. Lineage: Eukaryota; Viridiplantae; Streptophyta; Magnoliopsida; Fagales; Fagaceae. The coding region runs from base 84 to 779 and encodes 231 amino acids. The record is from RefSeq and is a predicted model, not a curated record. The transcript has a single exon.
CCCUUGGCAAGAGAGCUCUAACUUCUAAGGCCCACUUACCCCCACAAACCCUCUAGUCUUGACCUCUUCCUUAUCUUCUAAACAUGGCCAAAACACCACCAAAUCUAGUGGAAGAUUCAAUCAAACCGUACAUUUCUUCCAAAAAUUAUCCUCAAAAAGCCAAGGGUUUGUCUUUCUAUGCCUCUCUUUUCUCCAUUUUUAUUUACAUUUCUGUCUUAUAUAUCUUCAACUUGUCUCCUUCCGCUCUCUUCUAUAACACCAAGUUUUGGUUUUUCCUUUCCAACACUCUCAUACUCAUCAUUGCCGUUGACUAUGGAGCCUAUUCCUCAUCCAAUGAGAAACAAGACCUUUACCAAGAGUACGUGAAGCGUACCCAAGUGAAAAAUGUUCCAUCCUUCGUUCCACAAUACCAAAAAAUUGUUAAGCAAAGCACUCCUAAGCAAAAGGUCGAUAGUUUUCAAGAAAAGAGAGAAGUAAUAGUUCAAGAAGUACAAGUUUUCCCUGAAAGAAACUUGCAAGUUGUUAUCAAAAGUGAUUCCGAAAAGCCUAGUGAAGAUUUACGAGAAAAGAUUAAAGCAAAAACUUAUCGUCGAAGUAAGUCGGAGCAAGCCAAAAGGGUGGUGAUAGACGAGAGCAAGAACAUUAUUACAAGGAGUUCAGAGACUGAAAAGAAUGAAGAAAAUGAGUUUUCAACUAUGUCGGAUGAGGAACUGAACAGAAGAGUAGAGGAGUUUAUUCAGAGGUUUAACAGAGAAAUUCGACUUCAAUCCACUAGCUAGAAACUUCAGCCAAAGUUUCCAAAAAAUAAAACUUUCAAAUAUGAAUGUAGAUAUUAAUUAUGGUAGGAAAACACAGCUUGCUGCGUUUUUGUAAUGUUGUUGUUUGUGUCUUUUUCGUUUCUCUUUACUUGUCUUUCACUUUUUUUUUUGGAAUGGUUAGCGUAAGCAUCGAUUCGGACUUUUGCAUGUAGAAAUAUCUCGCUCUAUAUAAAAAUUUUCUGCCUUUUUUUGUUGUUG